CUUUGAUCGUUUAUAGGCCAGUGUCGCUAACCAGCACGUCACACUCUCGGUCUAAGUGGGUGCUCUACUUCCGACUGGACUUUACCUUUUUCUACGUACAUAUAGGCAAGUGAUAAAACAAUGGCGUUAACAAUUAUGGACAUUUUACAAUGGGCGUUAAUCACACUGUAAGCCCCAAUGAAUUGUACUGGUGAACAAAAGCUUAGAAGAAGGCCAUAAUGACGCAAGCCUCGUUGGUUAUAAGGACGUCUAAUAGUAGCGUUUUACGCGAUGUCUGUCGGUGUGUCUUAAGAGACGUCUGCCUGUGUUCAAUAAACACUUGAAGGGACAACACCACCAGCAGCAUUCUAGUAGACAACCAACACCCGAAGACACCUCGGAGACACACUAGGGCUUCUCGCUCCCAGACCAGGCGACACAUCUCCCUCGCUUGUCCCUCAUAACUUUACGUGACAAGAUUGCCUGGGAGAUGUCAUCCCCUGACAAAUUGACGUCCACGGUCUGGCACAUCACCCCUCGUCCAUUCAACGGCAGGCGAAAUUUAUGCAAAUUGCGAGACUCCUCCUGAAAACGGUUGUGUGGACGCUACAUUUCGAUUCCAGAUACAGACGGUUGUUUCUGUAAAAAAUGUUUCGAGUUCCUAAAAAUCGGAGAAGGAGCACGGCAUCAAUAGCUUGGACCUUUCAUUAAUCAUAUGAAAGCCAAGUUAAUUACUUAUGUUUAGAGAAGUAAAGCUAAUUGCUGAAUCAAUACACCGAAGCGUGAUGUCGACAUUUAAAAAAAAGAGAUACUUCUGGCGUGAAAACGGGUCGCUAUCAGGUGGAGAUCAAUCCAUCAUGUCCGGUUAUCAAGACAAACUGCUUGGCAUACAACUUUCUGACCUUUGAUUUUAGCAUCAACAUCUAAAAAAAAGAAAUUAUAUAAAGUGGAGAAGAAGGAUAAUGUCAGAUGAGCUGGCCUGCGUGGAAAUAAUCGCAAGACACGCAUGCUUGGCACCUGACCUUAGAGCCAUUAAUCAUCUUUAUAUAUAAGGAAAAAUGUGUUUUGUAAGGUUCUAAAAAAUACAGGUCCGAAAAGAGACGAAACGAAUAAAAAAAUUAAAAAGAAACAAUUAUUUCUAAAAGAUGUAACGCUAAUACUUUUCAAAGGGGCUAAAACUAAAAUUAAGUUAUAUAUAUAUUAUAUAAUUAUAAUUGUCUAGAUUAGAUAGGCAGUAAUAGCUCAGUAAUCGUGUCAUGGCGUCCACUCUGGAUACGUGGGUCACGCCGUCAGAAUAUUCCGUUCCGGAUUUGGUCAUUCUGACCUACACCAAUGAAUCCACAUUUUUCGACCCCAACGAUUCAUCAUGGGACAACGAUACAUUUUUCGACUCAACCCAGGUGCCGCCUCUGCCUUGGUGGAUGUCCAGCUACCCCAGCGGCUACACCUGGCCCCAUAUCAUCAUCGGGGCGAUCAUCAUCACCAUCAUCAUCUUAAUGAUUAUAAUCGGCAAUUUCUUGGUCAUCUGGGCCAUCCUUCAUGACCGGACGUUGAAGACCACUCAGAAUCUCUUCAUCAUGUCCUUGGCGUUUGCAGACUUCUUCCUUGGGAUGAUCGUCAUUCCUUUCUCCUUGACCAACGAGCUAAUGGGCUAUUGGAUCUUCGGGGUUAUCUGGUGUGAGCUGUAUAAAGCUAUCGACAUCUUACUGUGCACGGCUUCUAUAAUGUCCCUGUGUUUAAUAUCGCUUGACCGGUACUGGUCGAUAACCAGAGCUGUCCACUACGCACGACAGCGCACCAGAAAACGUGCGGCCAUUAUGAUAUUCACUGUCUGGUUCAUUUCAGCCGUGGUCAGCAUUCCUCCGUUGAUCGGAUGGAAGCAGCCGACCCGUGAGUCGCAAUGGGCCAUGUGCACGCUUAGUGAGGAUAUUGGCUACGUCGUUUACUCUGCGUUCGGAUCCUUCUUCAUUCCGGCCUUCAUCAUGGUGUUCGUGUACUUCAAAAUAUACCAGGCAGCCAAGGAGAGGGCAAGGAAGAACGUGAUUAAAGCCCCUGCCACGAAAUCCUCGGAAAAGCCCGAACAGAAACAUUCCACAGAGUCCAGCGUCACGGAGCAUGCUGGUAACAAAGACUACUCCCAGGACAUGGACGAAGACAACAUGAGCAUCCCCCCGGACCCUCACGAGCAUCGCGGUCACGUGACGGACGACACAACGUGCGACACGGCUGCCGAAAAUGUACCUCCAACAACCUCUGAGGACGAAGCACAUAUGCAAGUAAGAAAAUCUCGAGAACCAGCCGCGAGUGCUUUACAGGAAGCCGAAUAUUCUAGACUUCUGUGUACUGAUUCGGAUUCAUGUGGGCCGUCGGAACGGGUUGUGUUAAAACUAAGCCCCGUUAAGCAUGAUAUCGAGCUGAUUCCUUCCAGCGAUUCGGCAAGUCAUAAGAACGUUCUGGUCACGUCGUCUAUGGAGACUCUAAACACCUACGAAGACCAUAGCAACGGUUCGCUUCGAAGGUUCAAAAUUCUAGAGCUUCGUGCCAACGGCAGCUCCUCUGUUACAAACGAUGGUAAGCCGGAUACUGUGAAGUCCACGGUGCUGGACACACUACGAAAGCGCCUUUUGGUGAGAGCGAGAAACAGCCGGAAGCGGAAACCAGCGCCUCCACGAACGGAAUGCGGGAAAACGGUGGACUUCCAAACUGCCGACAAGCAGAAAAGAAAACUAGCCAAAGCUCGCGAGCGCAGAGCCACAGUAGUCCUUGGACUUGUCAUGGCCGCCUUCAUCCUCUGCUGGCUUCCCUUUUUCGGGCUUUACUUGACCUCUGCGUUUUGUGCCGGCUGCUUUCCGGAAAUGGUUUUUACAGUUUUCUUCUGGAUCGGCUACUGCAACUCAGCCCUGAACCCGAUUAUAUACACGGUUUUCAAUAGGGACUUCCGGCGAGCCUUUCACAAGAUCCUUUUUGGACGAAAACGAGGUCGCCGGUGAAUUGUAAACACGCAAAAUUAAAUGAUUUGAACAAUUACCAAUGUUUUUAUGUAUAGCUUCUUUUCUCUUUUUGUUUCUUUAUGCAGACAUCACUUACCGCACCGUGGUAUUUGUAUAGAAGCACAGUCACUUUUUUGCUUUUUAACACUGAUUCUUUGACAUUUCUUUGCAAAAAUGACAAAAUGUAUAACUCUUUCAAUGCUGCUGACUUUGUUUCAUAUUAUUCUAUGUACGUAAAGAUGUGAUACGUGAAUACACUUGACGAGUUCAUGUUUAAACAUUUGCAGAAAAAGAUUAAGAGAGAAUAAGAAAAAGAAUGUAUAGCUAUCAUGAUUAAUAUAAUCUUAAUGCUAUAGAAAGAUGUAGUAAAGUUGUUGUUUUUUAAAUACGCAACAUGUCUAAACGUAAGGAAUGAGUCUAACUCAGCGGUUCUCAGCCUUUUAAGCUCGGCGACCCCUUUUUACAAUCCCCCACUCUGCCGCGA
Molecule: messenger RNA, 3453 nt
Organism: Biomphalaria glabrata
Lineage: Eukaryota; Metazoa; Mollusca; Gastropoda; Planorbidae
Product: alpha-2C adrenergic receptor-like
Exons: 3
Coding region: 1236-2969 (577 amino acids)
Biological process (GO): adenylate cyclase-activating adrenergic receptor signaling pathway
Cellular component (GO): membrane
Molecular function (GO): G protein-coupled amine receptor activity
Source: RefSeq, a predicted model, not a curated record